AUGGCAGUACCACCCAACCACCCGUUCAAGAAGCUCCUCAUCGUCGGUGACAAAGGUGUUGGGAAGACCAACCUUCUUCUUCGAUUCUCGGAUAUACCUAUAGCAGGGAUAGAACUUGGAGUGAAAACAAUUGAGUUGGGCAACGAAUUACCAGAACUUGCUACCGCUGAUGGUAUUUUGUUGAUGUAUGAUGUGACCAAUGAGUUAUCAUUCGAGCAUAUUCUUAAAUACAUGCAUAAUUUUCCGAAAAAUGUGAAGAAGAUACUGGUGGGGAACAAGGCGGACAUGGAUGAUGAGAGCAAAAGAGCAGUGCGGAGACGUAGAGGUCAAACUCUUGCGGAUAUAUAUGAAAUCAUGUUCUUGGAAACCAGUGCAGAGACCAACAAGAAUGUUGAAGACGUUUUCUUUGCAUUAGCCUUGAGCACUUAG
Molecule: messenger RNA, 429 nt
Organism: Fragaria vesca subsp. vesca
Lineage: Eukaryota; Viridiplantae; Streptophyta; Magnoliopsida; Rosales; Rosaceae
Product: ras-related protein RAB1BV-like
Exons: 1
Coding region: 1-429 (142 amino acids)
Source: RefSeq, a predicted model, not a curated record